AUGUGGUAUGUUGCUGAUUCAGACUCGGAGGAUGUCACGACCGCUAUACGUCAGGAUGGCCUCGAAGCGGGUUUUGAUGAUGAGUUUGAUCCCAAGUGCCCUUCGAUCCAAUUUACGGCCGCGGAGGAAAGGCUAUUAUGUCGGAACUGGCGAUCUGCACUAGUGGUAAAAGCCUUGGGAAGAUCAGUCUCGUACACUCUUAUGCUGAAGCGAUUGCAAACCAUUUGGGCCAAGGCUGGAGCUAUACAGGUCACCUCGGCUAAGAAUGGCUAUUUUUUGGUGCGGUUUACUAGUGGAGUUGACUAUGAAAGAGCGGUUACAGGUGGGCCAUGGCUAGUCGGGGACAACUACCUCACGGUACACCCCUGGACGAACGAUUUCGAUCCCUAUAACCACGAGAUCUCAUCAACGUUAGUUUGGGCUCGACUGUUGGAGAUGCCAAUCCAGUACUUUCACCCUGUCGCAGUUAUGAAGAUAGCCCAACGCAUCGGGAAACCUAUUCGAGUUGACCAUGCAACGAGUAUGGGAGCACGUAGUGACUAUGCUCGUGUCUGUGUCCAAGUGGAUAUAACGAAACCUCUUCUGUCUCAGUUUACAAUACAUGGCAAGAAGUACUACAUUCAAUAUGAGGGCCUAGAAAAUAUCUGCUUGCAAUGUGGUACCUACUCUGCCCGAUCCCGGUGUUCAUGUUCAAUCCCGAAAGAAGAUAUGCAAGCCGAGGAGCCUGGAAAUGCUCGGGCGACUCCGGCUGUGGAGGAACCCACUGGACUAUAUGGUGAAUGGAUGAUUGCGAAACGACGCCCACGAACGAAAAAGGCUGCGGGACAUAACCAGGGGGGGAAUAACACUAGUAAUGAGAAAAGGCAGAAGAAUGUGGAAGGCUCGGGUUCCCGCUUCGACGUACUAUCGGAGGAGGAGAUGGAACCUGUGAGCACUACGCUGGGGGAAGAAGGGGGUAAGGAGGCACCUGUGGAUGUGAAUGUGCGGAAGCCUCAAGCAAAGGGUACAGCUGCAAAGGAAUCACGGCGGGCAGUGGGGGAAGUGAGGGUGGUGAAUGAGCCUACCCAAGAGUGCAUUAUUGAGAGGGGACCUGCUAAAGAUAUGGGCAAUGAGAUACCUCAUCAGAUUCCAAGGCCCACGUUGACCAAUGACAAGGCUGGCUUCAGCAUGCAUGGCAUGCAAAAAUCUCAUGGUAUGACUAAGGUGGGCACGGUAAUAACAGGGAAAGAAAACAAUCAGCAGGAGAGGAGGGCUCAGCCCAAGCCACCUGACUUACAUAUGAGGGAUCCUCUGGCAGAUAGAGACGGACGGAUAGUGAAUAUGGUGAAUGAACAGGCAAAUGAGAAUAUUUUGGAAAGCCCUGUGGGUAGCCUCGGUCACGAGGCUGACACAGCCUAA
This is a messenger RNA of Linum tenue, 1398 nucleotides long. NCBI's taxonomy places the organism in Eukaryota, Viridiplantae, Streptophyta, Magnoliopsida, Malpighiales, Linaceae. The record is from the annotation of a GenBank genome assembly.